UGUGGAUAGCGUUAGUGAAAAUGUCAAUCUGGGAUAUAAUCAACAAAACAGAACUAAAUAGUGGUACUGGAUGGUAAACUAGCCUACUGAGGGCUGAUGUAAAUGCAUCUGUGUGAUGUCACUGGAGAAAAUACCUGUGAAAUAAUACUGUUGAAGAUAAGUACACAUCGUUGAGAGGUUUUAGUAUUUGUCCGGAAGUUGUGUAUAGUGUGUAGUUUUGACACGAGGCACUGGCUGACUCGGCUCUGCCACGUUUCACUAAAUGACGUAAUCCCUCCCGGGGCUGACAGUUGGACACCGCACACUCAGCAAGAGGGAGAGCAAGGGCCGGUUAGCGGGACAUCUCCUCACACCCCCCUGUUUAUUCGCUUUAUGUGUACAGCUGUAGAGUGUGGUAGCAGUCUCAUUUAAAAGACAAGGCCUCCGUAAAACCAAGCCACGUAUUUGGUGUUAUUCCGGACUUUGGCUAACCAGCUGGCUAAUGUUAGCUGUUUCCUGGUUGGAGUUGCAGCCAUUUUGGAUUUUUACUGAGGAACAGCUAGCCGGGUUCGUGGUUUCGGGAGCAGUAAACUAGCCACCACUCCCGUUUUCGUAACACCGCUGCUUAUCUGCAGACAGGGACAAGGAUACGCUUGACGAGAGGGGAUACAGUACAACGAGUCAACAAUGAAUCCCGAAUAUGACUAUUUAUUCAAGCUGCUCCUGAUUGGUGACUCUGGUGUUGGAAAGUCUUGCCUUCUCCUCCGAUUUGCAGAUGACACAUACACAGAAAGUUACAUUAGCACUAUUGGUGUGGACUUCAAAAUACGAACCAUAGAACUAGAUGGAAAGACCAUUAAACUUCAGAUUUGGGAUACGGCAGGUCAGGAGAGGUUUCGUACAAUCACGUCCAGCUACUACAGAGGUGCUCAUGGUAUCAUUGUAGUGUACGAUGUCACAGACCAGGAGUCCUUCAACAAUGUCAAACAAUGGCUACAGGAGAUCGACCGCUAUGCCAGUGAAAAUGUCAACAAGCUAUUGGUCGGGAACAAGUGUGACCUGACGACAAAGAAGGUGGUGGAUUACACAACAGCAAAGGAGUUUGCAGACUCUCUGGGCAUCCCCUUUUUGGAAACCAGCGCCAAGAACGCCACCAAUGUGGAGCAGGCCUUCAUGACCAUGGCUGCUGAAAUCAAAAAGAGGAUGGGCCCUGGGGCCACAGCUGGAGGAGGGGACAAGCCCAACGUAAAGUUGACCCCCGGCACUACUGUCAAGCCUUCAUCAGGAGGAUGCUGCUGAGAGAGAAAGCUCUUUACCCCCCGUCCCCCCGUCCCC
This is a messenger RNA of Perca flavescens (yellow perch), 1314 nucleotides long. Its product is annotated as ras-related protein ORAB-1. Gene Ontology annotation, molecular function: GTP binding; GTPase activity. The transcript is spliced from 6 exons. NCBI's taxonomy places the organism in Eukaryota, Metazoa, Chordata, Actinopteri, Perciformes, Percidae. Bases 667 to 1278 code for a protein of 203 amino acids. The record is from RefSeq and is a predicted model, not a curated record.